This is a messenger RNA of Brenthis ino (lesser marbled fritillary), 630 nucleotides long. The record is from the annotation of a GenBank genome assembly. NCBI's taxonomy places the organism in Eukaryota, Metazoa, Arthropoda, Insecta, Lepidoptera, Nymphalidae.
AUGACACUGACAAGUACAACGAAAAGUCUUGACAUGCGUAACAUCUCAACAAAAGUCCGUCUCACGACAGAAGUCCCGCAAAUGCAGCGAUUGAUUAAUUGUAAUAAAAUGUCGUCACGCAAAACAGCUGGCCGUCGUGGAACGAACAAAAAACGCGCACAGCGUGCUACUUCCAAUGUAUUUGCUAUGUUUGAUCAGGCACAGAUUGCAGAGUUUAAGGAAGCUUUCAAUAUGAUUGAUCAGAACAGAGAUGGUUUUGUUGACAAGGAUGAUCUGCAUGAUAUGUUAGCUUCCCUGGGAAAAAAUCCCACUGAAGAAUACUUGGAAGGUAUGAUGAAUGAAGCACCAGGUCCCAUUAAUUUUACUAUGUUUUUGACUCUCUUUGGUGAGCGUCUUCAAGGAACUGACCCAGAGGAUGUUAUCAAAAAUGCUUUUGGAUGCUUUGAUGAGGAGAACACGGGUGUGAUAGCAGAAGAGCGUCUCCGGGAGCUCCUGACCACGAUGGGAGAUCGUUUCACCGACGACGACGUAGAUGAGAUGCUGCGUGAAGCCCCCAUCCGCGAUGGGAUCUUCGACUAUGUAGAGUUCACACGUAUAUUGAAACAUGGCGCCAAAGAUAAGGAUGAACAG